Molecule: messenger RNA, 1509 nt
Organism: Nannospalax galili (Upper Galilee mountains blind mole rat)
Lineage: Eukaryota; Metazoa; Chordata; Mammalia; Rodentia; Spalacidae
Gene: Fsip1
Product: fibrous sheath interacting protein 1
Exons: 9
Coding region: 1-1374 (457 amino acids)
Source: RefSeq, a predicted model, not a curated record
AUGGGGAGCCCCACGUUGGGUGCCAGAUAUUGCUGCCGCCCACUUCCAAGCCCCUUGCGGGGUGGGGCUGCAAAAAAUACUGAAGAUUUGCAAAAUAAUGAGGAGAUAGAAAACACAAAAAAGUUUUUGUCUUUAACUGCUGCAUCUGAAGAAACAGUUGUAGAGCCUUCUUAUUAUGAGGAUGAAGACACCUUUUUCUCGAUGUUUCAUACUCAAGUUCCUCCAAAAGAUUAUGAAAGUCAGAUGCUGAAAGUUGAGAAAGAUUUAAUCUAUGAUGUGGAAAAAAACGAGUCAUUGAUCAAAACAGAAAAGAAGCCUUUUUCAAAUACAGAAAAGAUUGAGCUUAGGAGUAAACAGAACCAGGAUUUUAUUAAGCGAAACAUUGAGUUGGCCAAGAAUUCAAGAAGUCCGGUGAUUAUGAUUGACAGAGAGAAGAAGAGGCUGGAAGAGCUUCUGAAAGGCUUAGAUGAUGUAGACUCAGUGCUGUGCAGUUCUGAGGGUGAUCAGUCUGCUUGGCUGGGCCCAGGGGAAGGAUACACACUUGCGGUGACCCAGGUUGAGCAACUUGCUGAAAUUGAUAGAAAACUCCAAGAACUCUCUACACUCUUCCCAACAAUCUUCAGCUCUUCUCUAGGACUGGAAAAUCAGGAGGAAAAGGAACCUGACCUUGAUGAUGAAGGAAAUAUGGAAACAACUCCAGGAGAAAAGGUUCUACGGGACACCAAAGAGCAGCGAGAUCAGCGGUUGCGGCUGAGAGUGAUUGAUGAGAAGCUGAGAAAGAUCAAAGAAAAGUUAGACUCCACAUCACUUCUGUCUGAGGAACAGUUGCAGUGCCUUCUGGAUGCAUGUAUAGGCAAACAAAAAUCCACCACUGGGCUUUCUUCUGAAAGGGAAAACAAAGGCAUUGAGGAUACAGCACCUGAGUACCCCCAGCUUUCCAGACCCAUCCACUGUGAAUUACUAAGUGAGUCUGAAGCCAAGGUCCAGAAAAUAGAGCUAGACAAUACAAACAUGCUUGAGAAUGAGGAAUAUGGGGUUUCCAAAGGCUAUCUUGACAAAGCCUUGGCUGGGCACUGUGUGCCAGAAGCUCCUGGCAUUGAAGCGGCGAAUGUGAAAUGCCUCCAGGUGUCCAAGGAGGAGGCUUUUAAUGAUACAUCAAGCUAUUUUAUGGCAAAGACUCUUGGCAUCGGGAGACUGAAAAGGCCGUCUUUCUUGGAUGAUCCGAUGAAUGGUGUCAGUGCAAGCCUCUCCUCAGAGGACCACCAGCCAGAACUCAGCCUUCCAGAGAAACUAACAGCAGAUGAACAGGAGUCUGGAGAUGGAAUGGAAGAGUGUGAAGAAUCCAAACCAGGACUUGCUAGGGUUUGCUCCUGAGAAAGUUGGAAUUACAUUUUCCCCUGAAUUCUUUGUAUUCAGUGAAUGCAUCCUAGAGACUAUUCUGCAAAUAAUGAUUUUAACAUGAAUCCCAUCUUUGCUGAUUGCGUUUCUCUGAUAUUUUUGAAAAUUAGG